Neurospora tetrasperma FGSC 2508 is the source of this 2093-nucleotide messenger RNA. RefSeq lists its product as uncharacterized. The record is from RefSeq and is a predicted model, not a curated record. The transcript is spliced from 2 exons. The coding region runs from base 1 to 1929 and encodes 642 amino acids. Lineage: Eukaryota; Fungi; Ascomycota; Sordariomycetes; Sordariales; Sordariaceae.
AUGAAGCCAUGUGACUUUCAGGCGCUCCUUUCUUUCUUCUCAGCGCGAGUACUACACAAAGGACCAAGACUUUUACUGCAACUUAUCGUCGGCUCGACUCUCGUACUCGCCACUCUGCUCGUCAUCAGCAGGGGCGUUGGCGAAGACCUAUCCUCAAACGAUCUCUUCCGUUGGUCUGACAACCAAAGUGAAGACAACAAGGACGAAAAGGCACACUACGAGUUUCAGUCGCAACAACACCCUGGCGGACUCCGCGUCGUUGUCUUUGGAGAGGACGAUGUAGCGACUCCUGCUUGGACGCGGGGAGAGAAGGAGAUGCGGUCUCCUGGCUGGACCGAGCUUAUGUGCCGCGAGUUAAACUGCUCCCACUACCUCUCCUUUAUACCUCCCAACCUUCACCCGCCGGCACACCCCCUCAUUUCGAAGGAUAUCUACGUCGAAGCCGUCAGGCAGACGAUCAAGAACACGACAAAGCUGAAGAAGUCCCAAGGUCCAGGCUACGAUUACACCUUUCAGCCUCGACUGUUCCCCGUGUCCAAAGCGUUACCAGACCUAAGUGCCCAAGUGACGGCCUUCCUAGAAUUGCAAAACACAACCACCCUCCCCAAAGCAAAUGAGACUCUCUGGGUCUUUAACUUGGGACAAUGGGACGUCUGGUCACUAGCCACGCUCCCCAUUGCCACAGGCAAGGCGGUCAUUGAUCAGUUGACCGACCAUGUGAUUGAACAGAUGGAGCGUCUCUAUGAGAGCACCAUAACGAAAGAUACCAUCGCGGUGUCUACCAACCCCAACCAUCUCUCACGCAAGACCAAUGCCGGUCCGAUCAAGAUCAUAGAUCCAGAGGUCUACAAAGCUAAAUCCGGCGAGGCUACCAAGCCCGUUUCUGGCUCCGCACAAAAGGCACAGACACAAAACUCGUCGUCGAAACCCGAAACCUUUCGCGUCUUUUUCCCCAGCCUAUUCGACAUCUCCAUGGCUCCUGGAUGGAACUCCAACCGCCCGGAAACACCGCAUCCGCAUUCGAAAGCCGAGCAGAUGCGCAACGCGGCCAAGUUGACGGACACCUGGAACCAAGUCAUGGGGGACAAGCUGUACGCGUGGGUGGACAAAUCGGAUGUCAUUGGGCCGGACGAGUUUUAUCUGAACACCGAAGAAGACGAAGUAGUAGAUACGUCACUUGAUGGUCAGAACAGCGAAGAUGAAGACGGGAACGGGACAAAACGUAGCUCUACAAGCGGCAAGAAGACAACAAAAUCUGCCGAAAACAUCGCCGUUAACCCGAACACGAACGCGAACGCAAAGCCCAAAAACCAGCCGCCGCCAGUACGCGACUUCAUCACCUACGACAUGGUCGACUACAUUACUUCGGCCCUGUUAGAAGGCCAACUGCGCAGCUCUGGCCUCAGCGACGGCAACGGCUUGGGCCAAAAGCCGAUGACUCAGUGGUAUAAAAAAGUAUGGGAGCCAUGUGUGAAGCCGGUCAAGUCGGAGACGGAGCUGGUGCUGGACUUGGAAGACGAGGGGUUGGUUAUGCAGCAAACUACAGAUUCUCAGACGGAAACGGAAUCUGCUACGGAGUUGAUGAAGGCUUUUGCUGAAGCUGCUGCUGAAGCUGCUGCUUCUAAGCAAGCUAAAGCGGAGGGGGUAGGAUCGAAGAGAAGGAGGAGGAGGAGGAUGAGGAGGCAGGAAGUAACCACCACAGCGGAACCGGUGGCAGCAGCAGAGGAAGUAGGAAAAGAAGCAGAAGAAGAGAGGACAGAGACGGUUUGCAACGUCCCGGAUGAUUACCUCUUCUACACCCCGUUUACUCUGGGGUCGAGACCCAUCAGGGAGAUUGCGAAAGAGGCGGCGGAGAAAGUAAGGAGGGGGGAGUCGUAUAGGACAGAGGAGGAGGGGAAAGAUGAUGAAGGGCUUUGGGCGAGUGUUUAGGAGUAUCACUGACAUGAUCAAAGGGGCCUUUGGAAUUAUGCGUCAACGUCAUUGAGUUAAGCGAGGGUUGUACUAUAGUUGAGUAUGGUUGGUGGUGGGAAUGCUACCUAUGUUAGAGGGGUGUGUGUAGUAUAGUAUAAUCAUGAUUUUUCUGGUGGUGUUUU